AUGGCUAAGAAUAAUGAUGAAGUGAGUGAGAUAUCAAUGCAUGACGAGGGCCGUGGCGACAUGUUCAAUCCCGCGGAUUUGCGAGUUCUAGCCAUUGAUGCUAACGUUGUUUGCCUCAAGUAUUUAGUAGCCAUCCUCCAAAAGUGUCAAUACAGAGUUACAUCAACAACAUUAGCAGCUGAAGCUUUGAAGAUUUUGAGGGAAAACAAGAAUGAUUACCACGUUGUUAUUACUGAUGUUAAAAGGCUUGACAUGGAUGGUUUCAAGCUGUUGGAGAUCAUAGGCCUUGAAAUGGACUUACCCGUGAUUCUGGUCUCGGCAGAGGACAGUCAAAGCAGCAUAAUGAAGGGAAUAAGGCACGGGGCCAGAGACUAUCUCUUAAAACCUGUAAGAAUACAGGAAAUGCAAAAUAUAUGGCAGCAUGUUGUAAGGAAGAGGCUCUCUGAUUCUUCCGAUAAAUCUAGUAGCUUUACAAAGGAAAUAAUUGAACAAGAAUCAGUGCCUUCAACCGAACCCAUGGCAGAGGCAGAGGUCACGGGGGUCAAAGAGAAAGAAAUUAUCGGUAACCCAAAUGGCGAUGCUUGUAGUGGUAAAAAACCAAGGGUGACAUGGUCCUCCGAGCUCCAUGUUAAAUUUGUUGAUUGUGUUGAGAAACUAGAAGCACGUGGAGAGAGAGUUCAGCCCAAAAGAAUUCGUGAAAUGAUGAACGUGGAAGGUCUUAGUCGAGAAAACAUUGCCAGUCAUCUUCAGAAAUAUCGAAACUUGUUGAAGAAGCACAAGGAUAAAAUGAACCAACAAGACAACGCUGGGACUGAUUUGAAUAGGUAUGGAAGAAUUUCAGCCACAAAGAACGGUCUUUGGAACACAUAUGGUGAUUCUACACCGAAGCCACAAUCACUAGCUAGUUCUUUGCCAGAAUUCAAAGGUUUAAACUUCUCAGCAUCUAGUUCAACAUGGGAAUUGCCUACUGAGUACACGGGAUCUCAGUCUUUCGGCCAAAAUCCUGGUCUUUGUAAUCUGUCACCUCUUUUAUGCUCUCCUGCUGCUUCUUUCAAACCGUCCUUUCCGAUGCUUGGACAAACUUUAAUUGACAGGAGCCCAGCUUCUGUUCUUUCUAAUCUGAGUUAUUUUCCUGGGCAUUAUGGUGAAGGAAUUUCUAUGAAUCUCUGUGGAAGUGGAACUUCAAACUUUAGAGAGCAUGAUAGUCACUGUGCAUACAGGGACCAAAAAUCACUGCUGGAAGACUUCAUGAAUAGUGAGGAAGCUAAGUUAUUCAUGGAUGAGGAAAUUAGCGACAUGGUCAACCAGAAUAGCUAG
Messenger RNA from Populus nigra (black poplar), 1317 nucleotides. Its product is annotated as two-component response regulator ARR10-like. Bases 1 to 1317 code for a protein of 438 amino acids. Gene Ontology annotation, molecular function: DNA binding. The record is from RefSeq and is a predicted model, not a curated record. Gene Ontology annotation, biological process: cytokinin-activated signaling pathway; phosphorelay signal transduction system. The transcript has 8 exons. Lineage: Eukaryota; Viridiplantae; Streptophyta; Magnoliopsida; Malpighiales; Salicaceae.